AACAACCUCUUGCAGAAAUGCAGGAUAAGGCUACAUAUAGAUGAAAAGAAAUGUUAAUCCAAGUAAAAGCAAGUGAAGGAGACAAGUAUUGACUCACCAACUCACCUAUAAGGCAAAUGUAAAACUCCAGUUAUGUUAUGGAUUAUUGCAUGAUUAAUUAAGGUGAUCAUCAUAAUUAUCUAGUACACGGAAUUUGUUGUUAAUUAAUUAGGUCAUCAAGUCUUUUUCAUAGUGGAUGGCGUCAAAGAAAAAAACAUGAGCACUUGGAAAAUUACAUGGUUAUUGUCCCCAAAAUUUAAGAUCAUCUACUUAUAACAGUAGCUAAAUUAAUCAAAAUUUAACGACUAAGUGGAGUCAAAUCAUGGAGUAAUCAUGAACAUUUGAAGUGGAUGUACUAUUCUAAUGCAUUAAAUAUCUUCACUAGUUCUCCAGUGAAGUAAGUAUACAUAUUUGAUGGACUCAUGACAUUCAUAGUGAAAUUACAGUAGCAGGGUUCAAAUACAACUAUAUAAAUAUAUCCCAUCUAAUCCCCAUAAUUAAAGAAAAUUAUAUAAUGGUCUUCACAACAUGUUUUUUGUUCUUUCUAAAAUAUAUACUAGUUUCUAAAAUAUUCAACAAAUCAAAAAAAAAUAUUCUUCUCUACCAUAAAGCAUGAAAAAAUGGACAUAUAUUGUUUUCCAGGAUAUUUGUACCAAAUGCACAAUUAGCGCAUGAUCAUUUAGUUAACAAUAAUGUCCUUCAUAAUAAUAAUCUCCAAUUUAAUGGAGUGAGGAACAUUCAUUGAUCUUCCUUACAGUUUAUUUGUUGUGAACUCUUUUUCCUGAAUUUGCAUUCUGUUGACAGGGGCGGCGUCAGGUAUGGCCGAGGGGUUAAAAUUAAUUUUUGUGUCUAUAGUAGAUGUUGAACUCCUCUGCUUGUUCGCGUGUUAAUUUUCAAUUUUGAAUUCCCUUGAUGAAAAUCCUAGCUCUGCCGCUAUCGGUUGAAAUCCUUAGUUAGUAGUAACUUCAUAUUUGCUGAUCGAUAUGAUUAAUUAGACAUGACAUAUAAUCGAUGCAGGGUAAUGGAUGAAGAAGAUAAGAGAAUGGAGAAUGCAAUUAAGCGUGAGUUAGAAUAUAAACAGAAGAUUGCAAAUUUAUUUCCGGAUCAUGAUGCUAAUACUGAUAUUUUUCCCUUAGAGGAAAAACGAUGGAAAGCUUUGAUUUCCAAGAGAAACAGAUCCACUGGUGGAAUACUAGAUUGCAGCCAAACAACCACCUGUAAAUAUGUCAAAGUUUCACAGGAAACAUUUGAAUCUGAUGAACAAAUUAAUGCUAGAGGUACCACCUCCAGGAGCAAUUCAAAUGUAAAAAGACAGAAAGCAUUGGUUUCCAAGAAUAUGAAAUCCGCUGGUAGAAUAAUUGACUGCGGUGCAACAGCUUGCAUACACACCGAAGUUCCUCAGGAGAUGUUAAAACAUUUGGAAUCUCAUGGACAGAGUACCAUCUUCAAGAGCAAUUCAAGUUUAAAUGCUGAAAUUCCAUCUUCUGCUCCCAAUGCAGCGCUACCACGUCCAAAUCAUUUUCCAAGUAUGACAUCUCCACUACGUCCAUCACUAAGCCCUGCGUAUAAUACUUACUCACGCAGAAAGAAAAAUACAGAGUCGUCCAGAAACUCUGGCUUUGUGUCACCUCGACAGAAGCUUACGCCAAACAUAAGGCACUAUUGUAAAGACUGUGAAGUUUACUGCUCUGGAGAUCUAUGUUACGAGCAGCACUUGAGAGGUAACAAGCACAAGGUAAAACUGCAAUGCUUGGGAGAUUCAAGUGUCAACGGAAAAAACAAGCAAGUCAUAAGAUGUGACCCGUGCGAAAUUUCCUGCCAGGACGAAGCUUUAUUAGAGCUGCACCUUAAAGGUCAGAAACACAAGGCUAAACAACAUGAGAUGGAACAUGGAGGGAAGAAUGAAGAUGAGAAUGGGAAGCAAUUCUGGUGCAAAGUAUGUCAAGUUCCAUGCACGAAUGGAGAAACAUUCAUGUUACACCUCAAAGGGAAAAAGCACAGGAGACAACUGUGUGUUCUUGAUCAGGAGAAGAAGAAAGCUGAAGCCCAGGACUCUGUCAUGCCUAGUUUUGUAUCGACGCAACAGAAUGGGGACUGGUCAGUCUGGUGAGAAGUGCGCCAGACGUAAUUAGUAACUUCAUCUCAUUAACUCCUCCGGGGACAGUUGAGGUUCUUAGACAAUUGAACACAUACUCAGUAGCAUUACCCAGCAGAAUAUUGAUGCAAUCAGCUCCAACUACUAGUUUUGCAGGUGUUAAUCACAUUUCAGGUGCAUUUUACUAAGUUUUAGGUCUCAAUGUGGUUAGAAUUUUACUAAAAGUUUUGUUUGUUCUCCUUACUUUAGACUAAGUUUAUAGAAGUACUUAUAUAAGAGUUACUCUGUGUAUGUUCUAGACAUGCUUUGCAGCCUGCCCAGCUUACUUAACAAUGUAUGAUAUAUUUACAUUUUCAUUA
Messenger RNA from Capsicum annuum, 2493 nucleotides. RefSeq lists its product as uncharacterized. Gene Ontology annotation, molecular function: zinc ion binding; single-stranded RNA binding; double-stranded RNA binding. The record is from RefSeq and is a predicted model, not a curated record. The transcript has 5 exons. Bases 1037 to 2149 code for a protein of 370 amino acids. Lineage: Eukaryota; Viridiplantae; Streptophyta; Magnoliopsida; Solanales; Solanaceae. Gene Ontology annotation, cellular component: precatalytic spliceosome.